AUGGCCUGGAAAACCGCAAGGACUCAGAAAACAUUGUGUUCUCCCAUACCAGCCAGGCAAACCAUCGCAAACGGCUGGACAGACAUUUCCAGAGCUGGGGGAACCAGGGGGUGUUCCCACCAGCAUCCCCCUGAAUUGCUUGGGAUGAUGUUAGAGGAGUUGUUGUUCCCCAACAAAGUUGCUACUGAGCAGCAGUCUGUGGUGCUGGUGAAAAGACUUCUGGCCACCUCUGUGUCCUGUAUAACGUACAUGAGAGGGCUGUUCCCAGAGAGCUCUUACGGAACUCGCUAUUUAGAUGACCUCUGUCUAAAAAUUCUUCGAGAAGAUAAAAGCUGUCUGGGAUCAUUGCAGAUAGUAAAGUGUAUUAACAUGUCUUUUCCUGGCAGGAUUCAAGGUUGUUUUGAUGCUUUGGAGAGGCAGUAUUUACACAUUGCUGUCCUCGCAAUUUACACCAAUCCCAAGGAACCGGAGACAGUGACCGAACUGUAUCAGUUCAAAUUCAAGUACAAAAAGGAGGUGCCCCAGAUGGACAUCAUCAGCAACCAAAUGAACGUGGUGAAUGGGGUGUGCAGCGAGGAUGUUAAACAGGCCAGCAGGCUCCUGAUCCGUAAGCUGUACCUGUUAAUGCAAAACCUCGGGCCACUUCCCAAUGACAUUACCCUGACCAUGAAACUCCUCUAUUACAAUGACGUAACUCCCAAGGAUUACCAGCCCCCAGGCUUUAAGGAAGAUGGCAACGCCGGUGACCUGUUGUUUGAUGGCGAUCCUGUCAACCUGAGAGUAGGGUCAGUCUCCACUGGGUUCCACCUCAUGAAAGUGAGAGUGAUAACUGAAAAGAAAAGAAUGGGCACAGUUGAAAGCAACCUGAUCCAGAAGAAUGGCCCUACUGAGAUCUCCCAUCAAGGGUUAGACUGUGAUGAAGAGGAAGAAGAGGGGAGCACAAAGAAUCACCCUCUCCCUGUCCAAGCAGAUUCAAGUGAGUGUGGAAGGGACAAAAGUGACACCCAUCCAGGCUGGAAAACGGAAACAUCUUCUCACUUUCAAGAUACAGGUGGAAAGAAGAUGGGAAUAAAGGAGACAGGCAGGAUGCUUUGCUCAAGGGCAUCUCGGCAGUUUCCUUCUGAUCGUUGUUUAUUCCGUCGUCUGUGUGAAAACAGGAGCCUUUUUUGUUUGUAAUUCAUGGUAGUCCCACUGAUUCAUGCUCUGACAUUCUUUCGGGUCUGUCACGACUGUAAGCGGAACACCAGACACCUCUCUCUUGCAGCAUGUGUAUUUCAUUAGAAUACGGUAGCAAUAGUGAGAGUGUCUGAAGGUGGUGGAAACUGUAUUAGUUGCUGAAAAAUGGAAGAGUCACUUUAUCUGUUGUAUGCUUCCAAAGACUUAAAAAAAAAAAGAAAAAAAUCCCAAGCAUUCUGCCUGGUAGAUUCUGCACGGCAGAGGGUUUUUUUAAUGUAUUCUUUGGUACUAUUUUUAAAUCAUCAUAGCUCAGAAGUUGGCUAAUAUUUCAGUCAGUUUAGGGAAACCAAAAUCAAGUCACUAGUUAAAAAGUGCAGAUCAUCAUUGUAAAGCCAGUGCUAAUAAAAAUUUGACACUAUUUUCCAUAUGAGAGGGACUUUCCCUUCUUUUCUGAGGGAAGUGGUUAAAACAAAUGACCAUUGUCUAUUCCGCUUGAAUCAGGAAGCCGAACUGGUGAGUGAAGUUAGUCUUAAAAAAUGAAGACAAGCUUGGGUGGAUGGGAAGUCUGAGUUUGGUAUUAUCUAACAGGGUCAAGUGUAGGUAAGGUGGGUAGAAGUAGUUCCUGUGAAUGCAAACACCUUGUUGCUAUCCAGACUUCAGUACAGUCAAGUAAUAGUGUUUUCCAACUGUCAGUGUGUUCAGAGAAGCUCUCUGCUUUAAAAAGCUGUAACAUCUCCAAAGUGACUUGUUUUCUCCUGGAUUUCAGCAUUUAAUUAGAUUGGUGUGUGAGUGGCCUUGGGGACCAACCUAGUCUGGGCCAUGGAGGUCUGCUUUUUUGGGGGGGCAGACAUGAGCCUUUAGACUUGCAGUGCUAGCAUGUGCCUUUGUGAGUGUCAGGUCUCCACCAGAAGAAAAUCCCCUUGAACUAGCUCACAGAAUGAUCGCUCACGUACCAGCAAGACUGGAUGUCAAGGAACGGACAAAGAGGGUCCAGGAUGGAGACUUGCCCUUCUGGUGGCGCAGCGUUGGCUGUUCAGCUGUCCAUGGAGCAGCACCUCAGGGACUUGGGUUUCAAGGUGCUCUUGGUACAGUUAAACAUUCAGGCCAAGAUUUUCAGAAUGAACUAGAACAAUUCAGAGCAUCUUAGAAUUUGGUAUCUGUACAAGGAUUUGAUAAUCAACAAGUGCUGAGUUCAAAGAUGUGGUACCCACAGUCACAAGUCGCUUUUGGAAAUAUGGACAAGCCCAUUAUGUUCUUCAUCUGAAGUGAACUGCUUUAUUCUUUCUGGUUCCUUGGUUCUCAAAAAUAAAAACUGUGCUGUUGGAACUGA
Molecule: messenger RNA, 2506 nt
Organism: Grus americana (Whooping crane)
Lineage: Eukaryota; Metazoa; Chordata; Aves; Gruiformes; Gruidae
Gene: HORMAD2
Product: HORMA domain containing 2
Exons: 12
Coding region: 1-1176 (391 amino acids)
Source: RefSeq, a predicted model, not a curated record